Chlorella variabilis is the source of this 2033-nucleotide messenger RNA. RefSeq names its product expressed protein. Lineage: Eukaryota; Viridiplantae; Chlorophyta; Trebouxiophyceae; Chlorellales; Chlorellaceae. The transcript is spliced from 8 exons. The record is from RefSeq and is a predicted model, not a curated record. Bases 767 to 2008 code for a protein of 413 amino acids.
CGUGCACCCAUCAUUGCAUCUGCUGCCUGAAACACGCCUCCCCCGGCCCCAGCGCACCUUCGUCCUUUCACCUGAGCAUGGCAGCCCACUUCUGAGGCUUCGUCCCUGCCAAAGCACUCUAGCAGCGUCAUAAGAUGCGGCUGACGACGGCACUGGCUCUGUUGAGCUUGGUUCUGGGGGCCCUGCAAGUGACCCAUGCUCAGCUGCUGGGCGCUCGCCCAACGCCACUGUCGGGGCGCGUGUACGUGGUUUCCAGGGAUCAUUUCACUAAAGGUGUGAAUCCAAGCAAGGAGAUUUACCUGAAGCCCAACAUGAGCAGCGCCGCCAACCGCCACGAACCUACAAAGAUCGCUCUGUGACAGUGCAAGGGGCCAGGAGCAGCAGCGCAGGCCGCCGCCUACAGCAGGCAGCACCUGGACUGCCCACCAUCAGGCUGUCCCUUGAGGCCACCGCGGUGUCCACCCUGGUGCUGCCCAUCUCCCUGGAGGGCUGCCCCAAUCCCGCCGGCACCUACCCGGCACCCUGGUAUUUUAAGGAGGACGUGGAAAAGAAGAUUUUCGAGGACGGAGGCAAUGACGGCGCCGCCACCUCUUCUGUGGGUGCGCUCUUCCGCACCUGCAGCUACGGGCAGACGCUGCUGACGCGCCAGAACUCGGUGGUGGCACCCGUCAUCAAGUUGGACUGUGCCGGCACCAGCGCGUGGGGCACACCCUAUAACAGCAAGUCUUGUGAGUUUGAGGACUUUAGCGGAUGGUCGGAGCUCGCCAUGGAGAAGGCGCAGCAGCUGUAUGGCAUCAAUCCAGAUGACUACCUCUACAAGGCCGUGGUCAUCCCACCAGGCACUGCCUGUGGCUUUGUGGGCCUGGGCUACGUCGGCUGCGACUUCUCUUUUCCUUGCACCACAUGGACGCAAGGAGACUUCCUUGGGCACUCUGCAUGGGUGGCUCCCAACGGUAAUGUCGACGAGUAUGGUGACACCAGCUGUGCAAUGGGCUAUUGCUGUUCCAACCGCUGCUUUAACAUGGCACACGCGUGGCAGCUAGGCUGGGUGGCGCCGCAGCUGCUGAACGGCACCACCCUGGCGCCCGGGCAGACGCGCAACAUCAGCACCAAAGCGCUGACACGCACCUCGAACAGCGGCCUCAAGAUCGACAUCACCUGGGUGCAGGGCCAGGCGUCGCUCUUCCUGGGCUAUCGUCUGGCUGAGGGCCCCGAUGGCGGGCUGGACACGGCGUUUGCUGGCAAGGUGGGGGUGCACUCGUAUGCCGGCACCAGCAACCACUCCCCAGACUUCUCCUACCUGCUGGGCCAGAUGGGCCCCGGAGAGAGCAUGACCCACAGCACCAGCGGCCUAGUGCUCAAGGUCUGGAGCACCAACGCAGCCACCGGCACUGCCAGUCUGUGGGUGUGCCGCAAGAGCGCCAGUGGGCAGGAGACGCUGGCAACGUGUGACGCCGGCUACGACGGUGAUUGCGAUGGGCUGUCGGGCGCGGCCGACCCCGACUGCACCCCCUUCCUGCCCGCCGUGGGGCAGAUCAAGAUCACCCCGCCGCCGCCCCCCAAGCCCAACUCGGCGACCGUGAUGCCUGCCAACGCAGCUGCCAACUGCAAAGUUGGCCACAGCUUCUGCACAUCAGUGGCACGGUUUGCCAAGACGAUCAAGCCAAGCGUCAAUUAUUACAUGAAGAACACGACGACGGGCAUGUGCCAGUACUGGCUGAAGGUCCGCACCUGCGCCAAUAGCCUGGUCAAGUGCGGGUGCACCAACGCGCCAGCUGCAAGCAUUAAUGGCUCAGGCGUGCUGGCACCCAUCCGCCGCAACUCCGUCACGGGAGCGGUCAUCACCGCCAAGCCGCAGCGCUGUGAAAGGGGCCAUGCCACGUGCGCCACCAAGACCCCAGGCUCGGCAUGCCAGUUUUGGCUGGCCACACUUACUUGCACCGGCUCCGGCAUCCCCUGCAGCUGCACGCAAGCGCUCAAGCUGCCGCUACGCCGAAAUGGCUUGUAGCCCGGUGCUGGGGGCCUGCUUGUGC